CUCAUCCAAAAAAAUGACAAUUGGCAACGUUUGCAUUUUUCUAUGGAUUUAUUUAUUUAAUGACGUCAGUAAUUAUAUAAAUACGCCCUCAAAAUUUUCCCAUUUUUAUUUGAAAAGAAAAUAGCUUUACAAGAAAAGAGGCGAAAUUUACUUUCAAGUAAGCCAAUGCCUCUCUCAAUCCCUCCGCCCCCCUCAUGCAUUCACUUAAUCUUCAGUGUUAAUCUCUUAAUCUUUCAUUAUAACUUAAAAUGUUGAUAAAGUAACUGCUUUACCACAAUGAUCAACCUAAUUUCCUCUUUGUUUCCUAUUAUUGUUAGUUUUGAGUUUUGAUUAUAUGUUUUGUUUCUGAGAAACCGGUGGACAAUGAAUAGCCAAUAAAAAGACUGUCUUUCAAACUGCACCCACGGUCAUGGGUCCCCGAUUGUUGUUCUUCUGUGAUGCGGAAUGUGAACUUAGAUGAACUGCCGUUUUGACUUCAUAAGACUAUCUUUCAAACUGCACUCUGGUCAUGGGUCCCCGAUUGUUGUCCUUAUGAGAUGCGGAAUGUGAACUGAGAUGAACUGCCGUUUCGACCUCAUGAGCCUGUCUUUCAAACUGCACUCAUGGUCAUGGGUCCCCGAUUGUUGCUCUUAUGUGAUGCGGAAUGUAAACUGAGAUGAACUGCCGUUUCGACCUCAUAAGACUGUCUUUCAAACUGCACUCGUGGUCAUGGGUCAUGGGUCCCCGAUUGUUGUUCUUAUGUGAUGCGGAAUGUGAACUGAGAUGAACUGCCGUUUCGACCUCAUAAGAAUGAAAGGAGUUGUAAUCUCUUCAAAUCCCAAUGAAGCGGCUCUCAAAGAGCUGCUUGAUGCCUUUGGUUCGAAGUUUUCUCUCGAGGAAAUAGCUACUGCCUAUUACGAGGCAAAAGGGAAUGUCAGCAUUACUGCCGAUAUUCUAUAUGCAAGAAAUAAUGGAAGGACUUCGAAAGAAGCAGUUGAUACUUAUGAAAAUAAGUCCGCUGCUGCAAAUACAACAUCCAUGAAAUUGUUGUCUGGAUGGGAAAGUGAAACUACAGCGUCUCCAAAAUAUACAUCUUCCAAUCUCAACAGUGAAGCAUUAAAGUCAAAAAGAGGUUCUGUAUCAAUGGGCAGUGUUUCCAGUCUGAUAGGGAAAAACUAUGUUAAACCAAGGCCAUCAAGAAUGGACUCCCUCAAUACUACCAAACCAGUGAAAAUUGAUUCAAAGGAAUUCCCGGCAUCUUUGAUAUGGAAUGAAGAAGCUCCAUCAUGCAGGACAACUAGGAACAACACCAAAAAUGGUGAUCUAGAGAAAUUUCUGUUUGAGAUGCUAGGAGAUGGAUUUCAACUCGACAAGUCCGUAAUUCAAGAAGUACUUGAUUGUUGUGGAUUUGAUGUGGACAAGAGCAUGGACAAACUGCUUGACAUGUCAGCUUCAACUCUAGAGAAAUCUGAUGAUGUUAUUGGUAUAGCUGCUGAAAAGAUCACAGGGUCUUGUUUGGACCAAACCUUUUUAAUCCGAGAAAAACUGCAAUCCAAAGAUUUUUCUCAAGGUGAAGAAGCUACACAUAUGAUAAGAAAUUCUAAAAGAUCUCCAAGAGGAAACCAAGAUAAAGCCGCGCUGGAGAAAGAAAUCUUGCAAACCUUGUUCACUGUCCCUGAAAGAUCAGGGGAAGCAACAAAAAGAAACAAUGCAGUUAGGGAGGUAAGGAGAUCAAAGGCACUUGGUGAAUUGGUGACCGAACCUCUCAAGGACACAGACAUCAGUUUUCCAACUGUAGUAGAAAUGCUGAAAGUUCCGAAAGAUGUGGAAGAUAGGCCUCAUGACAAUGAGAAUACUUAUGAUUCCUUACGUCAAGCUGUGAAGGAGUAUUGGCUGACUAUGAAAGAAUACUAUAAAUCUGCUGCUGAAGCAUAUACUAACGGUGAUAAGGCACGAGCAACCGAACUCAUGGAGAUAGGUCACUUUUUUAACAAAAGGGCCCGAGAGGCAGAUGAAAAAUCGUCUGCAAAGAUGCUUGAAUCCAGUUGCAGUGAUGAAGAAAUUAUGUCUCUUGACUUGCGUGACUUCGAACCGAAGGAAGCUCUUAGUCUUCUCCGAACCCACUUAUCAUCUAUUUCUGGCAUCCCUACUUUUAAGUAUCUAAGGAUUAUAGUGGGAACCAUUGAAGAAGAUACUGAAAAGGGAGCUCGAAAACGACUGAUAAUGAGACAGCUGGAGAAGGAAUCCAUUAAAUGGACAGAGGAAGAGAAUGGCCGGAUAAUAUUGAUUCAAGUUGAUAUAAUCAACCCGAAGAACCUGAGUUUCGCAAAGAAGAAUCAGACAAAUCUGGGAUCCUCCUAAACAAAAAGUUCAAAUCAUUUCAAGCUUUUAGCAACACAGGGCAAAACUACAGCAGUAACCAAUGAAGAAGAUUGAACACCUGAAGAAACAUAAAGACAAAAACUUGCCAUUGGUUUUUUUUUGUUUUUAUUUAAAUUCCAUAUAAAAUUGACAUUUUUGAACUUUUAUAAUGUUCUUGUUCCUUUUGUCGUGAGCAUGAUGAUAAAAUAACAAUGUUUUCAUGUUAA
Molecule: messenger RNA, 2567 nt
Organism: Gossypium arboreum
Lineage: Eukaryota; Viridiplantae; Streptophyta; Magnoliopsida; Malvales; Malvaceae
Product: putative nuclear RNA export factor SDE5
Exons: 16
Coding region: 763-2340 (525 amino acids)
Source: RefSeq, a predicted model, not a curated record